Chrysoperla carnea is the source of this 1979-nucleotide messenger RNA. RefSeq names its product bifunctional purine biosynthesis protein ATIC. The coding region runs from base 133 to 1914 and encodes 593 amino acids. Gene Ontology annotation, biological process: 'de novo' IMP biosynthetic process. The record is from RefSeq and is a predicted model, not a curated record. Gene Ontology annotation, cellular component: cytosol. The transcript is spliced from 7 exons. Gene Ontology annotation, molecular function: phosphoribosylaminoimidazolecarboxamide formyltransferase activity; IMP cyclohydrolase activity. Lineage: Eukaryota; Metazoa; Arthropoda; Insecta; Neuroptera; Chrysopidae.
CAGAGCAGUUAGUGUUUAUUGACCACUGUUAUUGACUGCCGGCGUUUUAUCUUUUUUGUGUAGUAAUUUAACAUUCAGUCUGUGGUUGUUAAGCUAAUUACUUAAUUCGACUUAACUCUUUUCAAAUUAAAAAUGGCAUCUCCCGGCGAUUUAGCUUUGUUAAGUGUAUCAAAUAAAACUGGUUUAAUAACACUCGGAAAAAAUUUAAGUGAUCUUGGAUUAACAUUGGUAGCCAGUGGAGGAACUGCAAAAUCUUUACGUGAAGCUGGUCUUAAAGUAAAAGAUGUCUCAGAAAUUACGGGUGCCCCAGAAAUGUUGGGUGGACGUGUUAAAACACUCCACCCUGCUGUUCAUGGGGGUAUCUUAUCUAGAUUAAUUUCAUCAGAUCUCGCUGAUUUAGCUGCCCAAAAAUAUGAUUUAAUUCGAGUUGUUGUUUGUAAUUUGUAUCCAUUUGUGGAUACCGUUUCAAAAACAGGCGUAACAAUAGAAGAUGCAGUUGAAAAUAUUGAUAUUGGUGGGGUAACAUUGUUACGUGCAGCUGCCAAAAAUCAUGCACGUGUCACAAUUUUAUGUGACCCAAAUGAUUAUGAUAAAGUUUUGGAUGAAAUGAAAAAUUCAACGAAUAAAGAUACUUCAUUAAACACUAGGCAAACAUUGGCGUUAAAAGCAUUCACACAUACAGCAGACUACGAUUUAGCGAUUUCUGAUUAUUUCCGUAAACAGUAUUCAGCUGGUGAAUCACAAUUAACUUUACGUUAUGGAAUGAAUCCUCACCAAAAACCCGCUCAAUUAUUUACUACUUUAUCAAAAUUACCAUUGACAGUUGUUAAUGGAUCCCCAGGUUAUAUUAACCUAUGUGAUGCCCUAAAUGGAUAUCAACUUGUUAAAGAAUUAAAGCAAGCAUUAGGAUUACCAGCAGCUACAAGUUUUAAACAUGUAUCGCCAGCUGGAGCUGCAGUUGGAAAUCCUUUAAAUUUGGAACAAGCAAAAUUGUGUAUGGUUGACGAUUUAUUAGAACAAUUAACACCAAUUGCAACUGCAUAUGCACGUGCCCGUGGUGCCGAUCGUAUGUCUUCAUUUGGUGAUUUUGUUGCAUUAAGUGACGAAUGUGAUUUACCAACGGCUAGAAUUAUUUCACGUGAAGUAUCUGAUGGUAUUAUUGCUCCAAGUUACAGUGCCGAAGCUUUGGAAGUAUUAAAGAAAAAGAAAAAUGGAGGAUAUUGUAUUUUACAGAUUGACCCCACCUAUGAACCUAAACCAAUCGAACAAAAAAUCUUGUUUGGUUUAACAUUAGAACAACAACGUAAUAAUGCCAUAAUCGAUAAGACAUUAUUCUCAAAUAUUGUAACAAAAAAUAAAAGCUUACCAGAAUCAGCUGUACGUGAUUUAAUUGUUGCAACAAUUGCAUUAAAAUACACGCAAAGUAAUUCAGUAUGUUAUGCACGAGAUGGGCAAGUGAUUGGAAUCGGUGCUGGUCAACAAUCACGUAUUCAUUGUACACGUUUAGCUGGUGAAAAAGCUGAUAAUUGGUGGUUGCGUCAACAUCCAAAUGUAUCUGGCAUGAAGUUUAAGAAAGGUGUUAAGCGGGCUGAAAUCUCAAAUUGUAUUGAUAAUUAUGUGAAUGGUACCGUUGGUAAGGAUAUGGAUGCUGCAUUAUUUGCAUCCAUGGUAGAAGUUGUCCCGAAACCAUUAACUGAAGCUGAUAAACAAGAACAUAUGAAAAAAUUGUCUGGUGUUGCGUUAGGAUCUGAUGCAUUCUUCCCAUUCAGAGAUAAUAUUGAUCGAGCUAGAUUGAGCGGCGUAUCCUACGUUGGAAGUCCAGCAGGUUCAACCAAUGAUCAAGCUGUCAUUGAUGCAUGUAAUGAACAUGAUAUUGUAUUAGCUCACACUAAUUUACGAUUGUUCCAUCAUUAAAAAUCACUCUCCUAAUUUACUUCUUUUUUAUAUUAUAUUUUAUCAAAGAUAAGAUGCCAUAUACA